Molecule: messenger RNA, 1839 nt
Organism: Thunnus maccoyii (southern bluefin tuna)
Lineage: Eukaryota; Metazoa; Chordata; Actinopteri; Scombriformes; Scombridae
Product: DOMON domain-containing protein FRRS1L
Exons: 5
Coding region: 393-1250 (285 amino acids)
Biological process (GO): regulation of glutamate receptor signaling pathway
Source: RefSeq, a predicted model, not a curated record
GAGGGAGAGAAGAGGAAGGCCGGACGAAACCAUUCAUCCGGCCAAUACAACCCUCCGAUUGAAAAAUAUGUUGAGUUUAACGAGCACUGGUUUGCAUCUAGAUUCGGAUUUCAAAGAGGAUUAUCGGCGUGUAUUUGAAUUAGACGACGAGAUUACAAAUCAGGGUAAUUUAGGAUUAGAUUAGCAUUUUAAUCACACGGUCAGCGGCUCUGAAUCCCCCUCACAUCCGUCUCAUCCCUGCGAAUAAACAGCCGAGGAGGCAGUCGGGAUGCGGAGAUGGUUUUGGUGACGCGGAGAUGGAUCCCUGCGAAUAUACCGAAAUCCAAACAAUAAUGAGGAUCCGGUUUGAUUCAAAGCUAGUUUAGUCGUUCUUAUCAUUGGUUUUUAUAUAAAUGGCCAUGAUUUCCCUGCGGAGGCUUAUUGUGCAGCUGUUGGUGCUGUUGAUCCAAAGUGGAUGGUGGGGGGUCGCGCCGAGCCCAACCGAUGAGGGAGCACUCCGGGCCGGCCACGGGGAGCACGGAGAGCCGGGACACCAGGAGCCCCACAAAGACUCUUACAGCACCUUCGCCUCUGAGUUCCUGGAGUCCAGAUAUCUGUCCGAUGACGGUUAUCCAUUCCCCACCGCCCCACCAGUGGAUCCCUUUGCCAAGAUCAAAGUCAUCGACUGCGGAGUGACCAAAGGAUGCAUAAGGUACGGGAAGCCAGGGUGUGAUGCGGAGACAUGUGACUACUUCCUGAGUUAUCGUCGCAUUGGGACAGACGUGGAGUAUGAGAUGAGUGCAGACACUGACGGCUGGGUGGCCGUAGGUUUCUCCUCUGACAAGAAAAUGGGAGGCGAUGAUGUCAUGGGUUGUGUCCACGAUGAUAACGGACGCGUGCGGAUUCAUCACUUCUACAAUGUCGGCCAGUGGGCCAAGGAGAUCAAGAGAAACCCGGCCAGAGACGAAGAGGGCAUCUUUGAAAACAACCGUGUGACCUGCCGCUUCAAGCGGCCGUUAUACGUCCCCAGAGAGGAAACACUUGUAGACUUACACCUGUCAUGGUAUUACCUGUUUGCAUGGGGACCUGCCAUACAAGGUUCCAUCACAAGGCAUGACAUCGACAGUCCGCCAGUCAGCGACCACAUGAUCAGCAUCUAUAAGUAUGAGGACAUCUUCAUGCCUUCUACAGCCUACCAGACCUUCAACUCUCCCCUCUGUUUACUGCUCAUUGUAGCCCUCACCUUCUACUUACUAAUGGGAACGCCCUAAUUAAGCACAGCAGAGCACAGAGUGGGGAAAAAGGAAGAGGAGAUGAAGCAGCAAUAAAACAAAUUGCCAUUUUUGUCCGAAGCUACAUUCAAGUGUACACAACGAGAAAAUGUAUUAGAUAUUUUAAAUAAGAUAGAGAGAAUAUAUUCAUUACUCUGAACUCAUAGCAAUUGACAAAUUGUUAAACUUACAGUAUAUUGUAGUGGUGUCAGUACAAAACAAGAGGUCUUAUAAAAGUAUUAUAGUUUAAAAUAGGCCAGUUAUUUUCAGUAUUUAUGAUAGCUUCUACACAUUUAAGAAUAUGAGGACUACAAAUGCCAAAAUAAAAUUAAUCUUGCAAGUCUUUGAAAUACUGCAUGCACCUGGAAAUCACUGCUGAGAGGAAUAAAGGACCUGAAAAUGUGAAGCACCCACUGUUCACUGGUGAUGAGAAGACAGGGCCUCAUGUUGAACUUGGCUGAGACACAAAGGUUUUCUGAGGACAAAAAGAAACCAAACAGCCUACAGGCUUUUGCACACACUCAUCCUGUCCCUUCACUCUGUCAUGUUUAUGUAAAUCCCCCCUUUGCUAAUAAACAGAGGAAAAAGA